Pectinophora gossypiella (pink bollworm) is the source of this 1230-nucleotide messenger RNA. Its product is annotated as lipase 3-like. Gene Ontology annotation, molecular function: hydrolase activity, acting on ester bonds. The record is from RefSeq and is a predicted model, not a curated record. Bases 1 to 1230 code for a protein of 409 amino acids. Gene Ontology annotation, biological process: lipid metabolic process. The transcript is spliced from 5 exons. NCBI's taxonomy places the organism in Eukaryota, Metazoa, Arthropoda, Insecta, Lepidoptera, Gelechiidae.
AUGAUGCGUUUGAGACACAUUUCUUUCGUUGUGCUAGCGAUAUUGUAUGCUAAUACAAAUGUUAGUGGACAAGAAGAGGAUAUUUAUAAAACAGACCCUAAUAUUCUAGAAGAUGCAAGUCUAGACCCGUUUUCCCUGAUCCGCAAAUAUGGUUACCCGUGCGAGAUCCACCGGGUGUACACGGAAGACCAGUAUAUACUGGAGAUGCACCGGGUACCCCAUGGCAGGGAAAAUACGACUCAGGGUCCGAAACCUGUGGUCUUCCUCAUGCAUGGUCUACUCUCGUCUUCCGCAGAGUGGGUGCUUAUGCAGCCGGGGAAGGGACUUGCAUACAUUUUAGCAGAAGCUGGCUACGACGUGUGGAUGGGCAAUGCUCGUGGGAACACCUACUCCCGUCUCCACGUCUCCUUGAACACCAAAUUCUCUGCCUUCUGGCGAUUCAGCUGGCACGAAAUCGGCUACUACGACUUACCAGCAAUGAUCGAUUACGUCAUCAAAGAAACUGGGAUUGAUAAAAUCCACUAUGUAGGAUUUUCACAAGGAACCACGGUGUUUUGGGUCAUGAUGUCGACAAGACCGGAGUACAAUGAGAAGAUAGUAGCUAUGCAAGCGUUAGCGCCCGUCGCCUACAUCGGGAACGUUCGAAGUCCUCUCAUUAAAGCUUUGGCGCCGUUUACUAACUCUUUAGAAACGAUAUUCAAGAUAUUGGGCACUAAUGAAGUUCUACCAAAUGGUAAAAUUAAUGAACUCGCAGGACAGUCUCUUUGCACUGAAGAAGCCAUCACCCAAGUGCUCUGUACAAAUCUUUUGUUCCUUAUAUGUGGGUUUAAUGAAGAGCAGCUGAAUGCUACAAUGUUCCCAGUGGUGUUAGGACACACCCCAGCUGGAGCAUCAACCAGACAACUGGUGCACUUCGGCCAGCUUUACAAGUCUGGCAAGUUCGUUCAGUUCGACCACGGGUGGCUUGGCAACAAACGUCGGUACGGAAGCUUCAAGCCACCGCCGUACAAUUUGUCUGCCAUUAGAGUGCCAACCUUCCUUCACUAUGCUGAUAAUGACUGGCUGUCUACUCCUAAAGACGUUGACAAGCUCGCCAAAGAAGCACCUGCAGUCAUCGGCAAAUACAGGGCUCCACUAGACAAGUUCAACCACCUAGACUUCGUCUUCGCUAUCGACGCAAAGAAACUCAUCUACGAUCGGAUCAUGAAUAUAAUGGCACGGUUUAAUUGA